Lolium rigidum is the source of this 958-nucleotide messenger RNA. Its product is annotated as late embryogenesis abundant protein D-34-like. The transcript has 2 exons. NCBI's taxonomy places the organism in Eukaryota, Viridiplantae, Streptophyta, Magnoliopsida, Poales, Poaceae. The record is from RefSeq and is a predicted model, not a curated record. Bases 1 to 855 code for a protein of 284 amino acids.
AUGUCGAUCUCAAGGUUCAGCUGCACUCACCUAGUAGUCGCAACGAGGCAGAUCGUAUCCAGACGCUUUCUCGCGAAGAUGAGCCAGACGCAGCCGAGGAGGCCGGCGUCCUCCGAGCAGGGCCAGGACGGCGCCAUCCGGUACGGCGACGUGUUCCCGGCCGUGAGCGGCGGCCUCGCCAAGAAGCCCGUGGCGCCGCAGGACGCGGCCACGAUGCAGUCUGCCGAGACACUGGCGUUCGGGGAGACGAUCAAGGGCGGGCCGGCGGCCACCAUGCAGUCCGCGGCCACGCGGAACGAGCGCAUGGGCGUCGUCGCGCAUGACCAGGCCACGGACGUUGCCGCCGAGCAGGGCGUAUCCGUCUCCGAGACGCGCGUCCCCGGCGGGCGCAUCGUCACAGAGUUCGUCGCUGGGCAGGCCGUGGGUCAGUACCUCGAGCCGGAUGCCGCCGCCGCCGCCGGGGGCGGCGUUGAUGAGACGAAGAUAACAAUCGGCGAGGCCCUAGAGGCUGCGGGCUUCGCAGCAGGGACCAGGCCGGUGGAGCGCAGCGACGCGGCGGCGAUCCAGGCAGCCGAGGUGAGGGCCACCGGCAUGGAUGGCAACAUUCCCGGUGGGUUGGCCGCGCAAGCGCAGUCAGCGGCCGACGCCAACGCCUGGGCUGCGCGCGACGUCGACAAGGCCACGCUCGGCGACGUCCUCUCGCAUGCGACGGCGAAGCUGGUUGCGGACAAGGAGGUGGAGACCGAUGACGCGGCGAGGGUGGCGUUCGCGGAGACACGGAAUAAGCAGGACGUGACGGCGAGGCCUGGCGGGGUGGCCGCGUCCAUGGCUACAGCCGCGAGGCUCAACAAGUAGUAUAGGACGCGCGCAUAUGUAGACAAGAGCAGCGCGCAUGUGUAGGCAGCGCGCGCCUUCCAGAGUUUCCGUUUGUAGUGUAUGGAUUAGUCUCGAGUUCUUC